Heterostelium album PN500 is the source of this 2700-nucleotide messenger RNA. RefSeq names its product serine/threonine-protein kinase Nek (gene nek3). Gene Ontology annotation, molecular function: protein kinase activity; ATP binding. The transcript is spliced from 6 exons. The coding region runs from base 1 to 2700 and encodes 899 amino acids. Gene Ontology annotation, biological process: protein phosphorylation. Lineage: Eukaryota; Evosea; Eumycetozoa; Acytosteliales; Acytosteliaceae. The record is from RefSeq and is a predicted model, not a curated record.
AUGCAACUAGAGGAUUAUGAGGAAAUAAAGACCAUUGGUAAAGGUAGUUUCGGUAGAGCUAUUCUUGUAAAGAGAAAGAAAGAUGGUCUACUCUUAGUACUCAAAGAGAUCAACGUUAUGGAGAUGGCACCAAGAGAAAGAAACGAUGCUAUGAAUGAAGUACAUGUAUUAUCAAUGUUAGAUCAUCGACAUAUCAUUGGAUAUUAUGAUAGUUUCUUAGUUAACGGUACACUUUAUAUAGUAAUGGAAUAUGCAAAUGCUGGUGAUAUUCAUUUGGAAAUAAAAAAGAGAACUAUACAAAAGAAAUAUUUUAGUGAGGAGGAAAUUUGGAUUUGGUUCACUCAGAUUUGUUUGGCAGUUCAGUAUAUCAAUAGUAAAAAUAUAUUACAUCGUGAUUUGAAAACACAAAAUAUAUUCUUGUCAAAUAUUAGUGGUGGUGAAAAUGGUGGUGGUGGUGGUGGUUUGACAGUGAAAUUGGGUGAUAUGGGUAUUGCAAAGAUUCUGAAUAGCGAUACAUCGUUUGCUAAAACAGUGAUUGGAACACCGUACUAUUUGUCACCGGAGAUCUGCGAGGAUCGUCCCUAUGACCACAAGAGCGAUAUCUGGUCACUCGGUUGUGUGCUAUACGAGUUGGCAACGUUGAAGCAUGCAUUCAAUGCGGGUAGUCUGCCCGCUCUAGUCAUGAAAAUAUUGAAGGGCAACUACCCACCGAUUCCAUCGAUCUACUCUGACAACAUGAAGUCACUGAUAUCGUUCAUGUUGCAAACCGAUCCAAAGAAACGACCAAACAUCGAUGACAUUCUAAGUUUACCAUUCCUACAAUCAUAUAUAUUGAAUAGUACAACAUCAUCAUCAUCAUCGUCACCACCUUUAACAACAACAGCAACAGCAACGGCAGCAACAACAUCUACUAAUAUUCCAAUGUCUAUUAUCAAAUCGGCAUCUACAAAAACACCAACUAAACAGACACCACCAACAACCAAAUCAACAACAAUUUCCAAACCAACAACACCCAUUUCUAAAUCAAAGAGUAGUAUAAAGACAGCUGCGACACCACCAACCAGUGGAAGUAAGUUGAAUCAUGUUAAAUUGAAACCACCAGUUCCAAAGCCAUCGACAACAACAACAACAACAACAACACCAACUUCAACACCAACUACAGCUUCUAAAAGAACUGUUGCCUCUGUUACACCAACAAAAGCAACACCAACAACUCCAGUAUCUAAAUCAUCGAAACCCGUAGAAACAUCAAUAUUACCGACACCAGCACCAAUUACACAACCUAUUUAUACACCACCAACAAGGCCAUCUGUUUCCAUUCAACAAACAACAACAACAACAAGUAAUAGUAACACAAAUACAACUACAACCAACACUAGUGGUAAUAGACAAACAAAUCUAUCAAGUUCAAGUCGAACAUCAUCAUCUGGUAGAUUAUCUAUUCAACCAACAAACACACCAUCAUCAGCUUCAACGUCAACAUCUACAUCUACAUCGACAUCAAACACACCAGCAAGAAGAUUAUCAACACCGAAUAUUUCAUCAUUAUCAUCGUCAUCGUCAUCAUCAACAUCAUCAACAUCAUCGACUUCAACAACCACAGCACCAACAAGAUCUACAUUAAACAGACAAACGUCAUCAUCAUCUUUGAGAAUGUCUUCGAGUGGAAGUGGAUUAACAACAUUAUCAUCAUCAUCAUCAUCAGUAUCUCCUGCACCACCAACAACAACCUCGUCUUCAUCUUUUUCUUCAUCAGGUCGUGUUACACCAUCAUCUGGUAGAGUUACACCUUCAGGUCGUAUUACACCAUCGGGCAGAGUAACUCCAUCAACAUCCUCAUCAUCAUCUACAUCCAAUUCAAACAGCAGAAUUAUAUCAACACCAACAUUAUCAUCUUCAUCGUCAUCAACAAUAAAGUCAACGAAACAGACACCAACUACCGCCAGCACAACAACGAUACCUAUCCAAACAACUCCGAAUAUAUUCAAUGCACCGACAUAUAGCAAACCAAGCACACCAGAAAUAGUUUUAAAGAAACCAACAUCGUCAAGGCAACAGAAGAUCGAUUUUAAACAACAGGAGAUGGCUUAUAGACAAAAGAUGAGCUCUGUAAAGUCAACUUUACAACUAAAGAAAGAUAAACAACCUACAGAGAGUAAUGAUAAUUUGACACCACCAAGUAUUAUUGCCAACGAUAAUAAUAAUAAUACCAAUAGUAAUAUUGAAACAGAUCAAUCACCAUCCGAUCAAUCUGAAACCAAUAGUUUAGAGAAUAGCGGUGUAGAAUCAUUGGAUUUGAAUAGCGAUUCAUCGUCAUCAUCAUCAUCACAGAAAGAGGAAGAAGCAGCUGCACAAACCAAUACGACAGAUUCAACAACAGUCAAUACCAAAGAGAAAAGAAAUACUACCAGUCCAAUUCUAAGAGAUAAGAAAUUGGAAACAAGAACAAAUGCAUUAAGACACUUCUGUUGUAGUAUCUUUGGAGAGGACACAUUUACAACGAUCUAUAAACUGAUGAAAGAUAUUGUUUGUCUCAAUGGUAAUGGUGGUAGUACGACCGACAGCAACAACAACAAUAAUAACAACGGUAACAACUUUAGUGAUCAACAAAAAGAAGAAAACAUUCAGCAACAGAUUGAACAACUCUUGGGUGAUAAGAUAUUCUAUCUAAAGAUGGGAUUAUCAAUGUUAUUCAAAUAA